UAAGCAUAUCAUUUUCGAGAAUUUCGGCACAUCGAUCAAGCCAGAGAUAUCCAACAUUGUGGCUCGUCGAACAUACCAUGAGUUUCAAGAACAUCUCUGGAUACUAGGUCCCACUUUUCCCAGACACGUGUUACAACCUGCUUCUUCCUUUCAGGUUGCCUGCUUGUGAUUCUACCCAAUAAUCCUCUCCCUUUGACCUUUCCUUUGUACCACACUAGCAUAAAACUCACACUCAGAACUUCCAGAGGAGAGAAAGAAAAUGAAGAUCUUCAACUGGGUGCACAAGAGGUUUCAUCAUACCGUCCUCAAGGAUGGGCUUGCUGGAAACGUGAAAACAACUGAACUGGCUACAAAAAACACUGACAAGCAGGCGUUACUCAAACAAGUUGCUCUUGUUGAAGUGCUUGAUGGCUGGAAGGAUGGCAUUCUUACCAUUGGAACGUUGGGAUUCGACCCUCUAAAACCCUUCAACCAACGAAACGAAUAUUUGGUCUUGCAAAGCGAGGAAGAGGAUGAGAAGAAUGAAGAAGGUCAAUAUUCAAGUGAUGGCGGUGAUGAUACUGAAGAAAAUGUCGAACAUGAAGAACUGAAUCCAUUAAUGUCCACAACAUUUGCACACAGUUUUGAAGAUUUCGAAUCCAAUCCUGAUAAUGGCAACUUUGAUGGUGUUGAUGAUGUUCCUCUAACUCCAUUUAUGGGGUCUCCAGGACUCAAUGCUGAGUUGAACAGGGAUGGGGAGCAACAGAAAAAGAAAGGAGAAAGAAUAACGCUGGCUGAUCUUUUCUUGGCUGAUGCUGAUGUUGAAGGAGAAUUUGAUUUUGGAAAGGUCCCAAAUUCAGGUGAAAAGCCAGCUCUUAAAACAAAGAAUGGCCUCUCUUUUGCCAAGAAGUUUAUUCCUCGUGUAAAAGAGGAUUCACGUCCGAUCCAAAACUUGCAACGACUGAUGAAGAAGAUGUUGAAGAGGAAGAUCCAUCCAGAUUUUGAUGCAAAGAUGCAGAAAUCAGAUUGCCUGAAGCCUGGUACAAUAGGACCUGUUUCCAAUGGCAAACAUGGAGCCUCUGAGUUCGUCACUCUUCUUCCUACUCAAGGUGCUACAGUGGAUCUUUGAAUAAGGGCCUGGUUCCUAGAUAUUGUUCUUUUUUUCUUUUCUUUUCUUUUCUUUUUGGUGAUUGCUAUGAAAUAAUUUUUCAAGGACAGUAAUUUCUGAGGUUCUCUUGUAUAUGAACUGUUGGAGCAUGUAUUUCUCUUGUGCAACUUUCUUCAAUGUUUUAGGCUUCAGUGUAAGAUGGAAGUUUGGUUUGUCCCAUAACUGAUACACUAUGAUGGUUUAUGCUUUGAAAACUUGCAAGCAAUAGGAAUUCAAUGCAAACAAUUGCAUCUCUAUUGCAAAA
Messenger RNA from Carya illinoinensis, 1391 nucleotides. Its product is annotated as protein TILLER ANGLE CONTROL 1-like. Bases 260 to 1108 code for a protein of 282 amino acids. Gene Ontology annotation, biological process: morphogenesis of a branching structure. The transcript is spliced from 5 exons. The record is from RefSeq and is a predicted model, not a curated record. Lineage: Eukaryota; Viridiplantae; Streptophyta; Magnoliopsida; Fagales; Juglandaceae.